This is a messenger RNA of Scheffersomyces coipomensis, 882 nucleotides long. Its product is annotated as cytochrome b5 reductase family protein. Bases 1 to 882 code for a protein of 293 amino acids. Gene Ontology annotation, biological process: ergosterol biosynthetic process. Gene Ontology annotation, molecular function: cytochrome-b5 reductase activity, acting on NAD(P)H. NCBI's taxonomy places the organism in Eukaryota, Fungi, Ascomycota, Pichiomycetes, Serinales, Debaryomycetaceae. The transcript has a single exon. The record is from RefSeq and is a predicted model, not a curated record.
AUGUUUCGAUUAAGAAGAAUGAGUUCAAGUACCAUUUUAAGUGUGGUAGGAAUCACUGGUGCAGCUUGGGUUGCCGCCUAUUAUUAUAAUAAACCACCUAAAGGUCAAGCUCUUCCAGGUGUGAUGGGAUGGGUUGAUUUAAAAUUAAAAGAAUCUCAUCAAAUUUCAUCUGAUGUUAAACGUUAUGUAUUUCAAUUUGAAAAUGAAGAUGAUGUAUCAGGUUUACAUACGGCUUCAUUUAUAGUUGCUAAAUUGAAAACUCCCAAAGGUGAAGUUUGGAGACCUUAUACUCCCAUUUCAACUCCUGAUCAAAAGGGAACAAUUGAAUUAAUGAUUAAAUCUUAUGAAGAUGGUAAAUUCUCCAAACAUGUUUGGGAUUUAAAACCAAAUGAUACUGUAUCUUUCAAAGGUCCAAUACAAGCUUUUAAAUGGCAACCUAAUCAAUUUAAACAAAUUUCGUUAAUUGGAGGUGGAUCAGGGAUAACUCCAUUAUAUCAAUUAUUAUCCACUAUUAUCAAAAACCCCGAAGAUAAUACUAAAGUUGAUUUAUAUUAUGGCUGUAAAACAGUUGAUGAUAUAUUAUUGAAAGAUGAAUUGGAUAAGAUCGCUAUAACUCAUCCACAUCAAUUCAAAGUCCAUUAUUUCGCCACUGAUGCUCCCGAAGAUUGGAAUCAGGGUCAUAAAGGUCACAUUAAUAAACAAUAUUUACAAGAUCAUUUGCCUCCUCCUUCUACAAAUGAUACAAAGAUAUUUGUUUGUGGUCCUCCAAAUAUGUUUAAAGCCAUUUGUGGAGAUAAACCUCCUCCCCCUUUCAUUCAAGGUAGAUUUUCUGGUAUCUUAUCUGAAUUAGGGUAUAAGAGAAAUCAAGUUUUUAAAUUUUAG